GCAACAAAGCAUUGAUCCCUGAGCGCGAGCUAGCACUGCAUCUGGCACAUGAAAGUUGACUUCCAAAGCCAAGUAAUCAGCCUUCAGGUACGACUCGAUUCGACUCCACCGUAUGGACUAUGGCGUGACGAGGUUCCCGAAGUUCCUGCAGAGCAGCGGUGCGGUGCACAUUGCAUUGGCUGCGCCGUAAAAGUUAAUUGGGCCUACAGUCUGAACAGAGAUGCUGGCGCUGGAUCUGUGUUGGUUUUUAGAGAAGGCUUUACCUUAUGACUGUGUAUCGUCCAGUCCUGCCAGUUGUCAAUAAAUGCUGAAUUGUCACCGGAUGAAGCAGCAAUUGAAACGGGAUGGAUCGGUUUAUAAAGCAGGAACCAGUGUAUCAAGAAGAAGGAUAUAACGGAGGGAGUGGAUCUCAUUCCUUGUUUCCCACCAUUGUCAAGACAGAAGAUGGAACUCCUACUUCAGAAGCCAGCCGAGAUGGACCAGGACUGCCCGCUGUUCCUGAGUCGUCUAGGUCUUUGGAAGAUGAAGAACCUGAAGAGGGUUUGUCUGACGAGGGUAUCGGUCGGUCACCUGCCGCUUCUGAAUCUGUCGUUCAGUCAACCUCAGAGGAAGAGGCAGGGAUGUCUUCGACAAAUGCCACGGAUCCGAGGAAGAAUCUAUUACUGAAUAGUCUGGAGAAGCCCUUGUUUGAGUGCGACGUCUGUGGCAUGGUCUUCACGCAAGAGCACCACCGCUCCCGCCAUAUGAGGAAACACAUGUUUGUCUGUCGGUUUUGCUCUCGGGAAUUCCCCUCAGACCUUGCGUUGCUGAAGCAUGAAGAAAUACAUGAAGAGGGGAAGGAAUAUGUCUGUGAAGAAUGCAACAUUGUCUUUGGUAGUCGUGAUUCGCUUGAGACCCACUAUGCCGAACACGUGUACGCGUGCACCCAUUGCCGAAAGACCUUCACCAAUGAGUUGGCGCUGUCAAACCAUGAGCAAGGCCAUGGAGGUUCGAACAUAAGCUGUGAAGAGUGCGGGAAGAUAUUCACCCGAUUGAGCAACCUGAAAGUUCAUCAAAAUAAGCAUUGCAUUGGAAAAAAAACAGUAGACAUCCAGAGUAAAGCAUUGCUUGAUAGUAGCAAUGACAAGAAAACUUUGAACUCUUCCUUGGGAAAAUCUAAACCUAACCUUGCGGCUGGGAAAUUCAUUGGUUUUGAGCGGGACAGGGAUAUGUACUUCCAUUGUUCAGAGUGUCCAAAGGCUUUCGGUAAUGAAGCUGACUUUGUACAACAUCAGCUCGUUCAUCAAGUAGAUGGUCGCUUACUCAGCCCUGAUACUUCAACCAAUGCAUUUGAGUGUAAAGAGUGUGCGAAAUCGUACCCUACCAUAGAAGCAUUGCAAAGUCAUUACCUGAAACACAAAUACCCCUGUGACCUUUGCGAUAGGACCUUCACAAAUAUAAAAAAGUUCAAGGUUCACCGGAAUAGCCAUAACCUAAUCUUCCGGUGCCUGCAUUGUGAGCGAGAGUACAAGAAGCAGCACUACCUGAGGGCACACAUCCUGAAAGAGCAUAAUGGUGGUUCGAAAGAUAAAGCUCCGGAGACUGGAAUAAGUUCAACCAAGGCUCUCCCCAGAGUCCCAAGUGACGAAAAGGAAGAACUCUGUGAGCAGUCAAAAUCUCAUAGAUUGCUGCAACAUGCUGAGAAACCAGGCUCGCAGCCAAGCAUUAGAGAUCGUCAAUCUAUUGACUUUAGAAAACAUUGUGAAAGAGUCCCCAGUGACGACAAGGGAGAACUCUGUGAGCAGUCAAAAUCUCAUAGAUUGCUGCAACAUCCUGAAAAACCAGCCUUGCAGCCAAGCUCUAGAGAUCCUCAAGAUUCUACUGAUUUUAGAAAACGUUGUGAAAUGAGUAAGAGUGAACCAUACAGGAAGGAAAACAAGCCUCAUAAACCGCAAGACAGCACAGCAGAAAGGCCAUUAAUCUACACCUGUAGGAUAUUCCAGUGCAACGUUUGUUCAAAGACAUUUGCUCGUGAGAGUGAUCUUUGUCGACAUACUAAACUAAAACAUCAAGUGCUGAUCAAGGAAACGGAGUUUGCACCAACUAAGAAGUCACGUUCGAAGCGAGUCCGUUGCCCAAGCUGUCCAAAAGUAUAUGAAAAUAAGUCUUCCUUAUAUAGGCAUAUUAAGAAAGGUAAACACAUGGUCGCCUCUUUAAAGGCCUUUGAUGCAAAGAGUGAUUCUGUAGCGGAAGUGCCUCCAAAGCCUUUCAGAUGUACAAAAUGUCCAAAGGCAUACUCAAAGAACUAUCGUUUGACAGAACAUUUAAAACGCUGUCAUCUGAGCGAGUGGAAGAGGCGACAAUCAAUUAAACGUUUGACUUUAAAAAAGAAGUCAAAUGCCUUUGAGGAGGUGAAAUUGAAGGAAUUAUCCUGUAGGAUUUGUACGAAAUCGUUCCCUAGAAUGUUUGAUCUGACACAGCACAUGAACAGCAAGCAUCCCUCUCACAAGGUCCUCAGUGGCAAGAAAAUACCCAAACCAGGUCACCAUGAUCACUCGAGACUUGGUGAUCAUGCUAAGCUCAUACAAGACAACUUGCCAGGUACUGAAACCAGCACAGAUUUCCCAUGCAAGUUCUGUUCUAAAGUGUUUGUUCUUCAGCGUAAUCUUAGUCAACACAUGGCACUGAUCCAUCCAAGGUUGUUCAAGUGUACCAAAUGUCCAAAGGCCUAUGUGAGGAGAAAGCAUUUAAGUGAGCACAUCAAAAUUAAGCAUCCAGUCGAGUGGAGCAGGAGACAGUCUCUGAAAUUGCCACAUUCCGAUUUGAGGUUGAGCUGCAAGGUUUGUUCAAAGAUAUUUUCAAGUAAAUAUGCCCUUACUAUCCAUAUGAAACUUGGAAAGCAUGAUAACAACAGUGUAAUCCGAUGCAGCAUAUGUUCACGUGUCUUUAAACAGAAGAGGUACCUUUUACGCCACAUCAAGCAAUAUCACCCAGAGGCUAAACUGAACACUGUUAAAUCAAACGGAGCCAUGAGUUCUAAUAGUUCAAAUCAACAGCAUCAUACACUUCCUAAGGAGGUAAAAAGCAAGGAUGAUCAGUCCGCAAGGACUUCAAAUUCUGUCUGGAGUUGUAAGAUCUGUUCAAAGACAUUCUCAGGGAAGUAUACUCUGGACAUUCACAUGAAAUUAGGAAAACACAAAAGUAGUGCAACUCAGAGCAGAGUAGGUUCAAAGAAGGGGGUGUGGCCAAAUAGUCACAGGAGAGGACCUGAGGGUGUCAAUUUAAAUGAAUUCAGUUGCCCAAGAUGCCCAAAUGCAUAUUCUUCAAAGGCCAACGUCAAAAGGCACUUUGAAAAGAAACAUCCAGGCAGCGAUUGGGAUAUUGUCACCUCCUCAGUACUUUGGUAUAAGUGCAAGACAUGUUCUCAAUCCUUUUCAAACAGACUAGACCUCUGGAAACACAACCUUCAGGAGCAUCCUGAGCCGCAGGUCUGCAGGAUUUGUAAAACAGAAUUUGAUAGAAAGUCAGACCUCUCCAGACACAUGCGUAUCGGAAAGCAUGUCAAACCUGACCAGCCAGGGAAAAUGUUCAAGAACUCUCCAGGACCAGAAAGGGAAAAGAGUUACAAAUGCAGAAGUUGUUCAGCAGUAUACAAUACAUACUCUGGAUUGUAUAAGCACACCAGAGCAAAGCAUCCAGAUAUCAGGACACCAAUUCUUGACCCAUCUUCUACAGGUUCAGUAUACAGGUGCAAGGUAUGUGUGAAGACAUAUUCCAGGAAGUGCGAUGCGAAUAGACACUUUAUCCUCAAGCACAGAUCGGGCGUCUUUAGGGAUGAUACCAAGCUGAAUAAUUUCUGCCAGAAAUGCAACAAAGUCUUUGCGAAGCCUGGAUACUUGGCUGAACACAUGAGACAAAAGCACCAGAAAAACAAUACACCAUCUGAAUACAAGUGUACAAAGUGUGAUAAAGUAUUUACUAAAAGAUCUUACUUAAUGAGGCAUGUGAAUAAACAGCACGCAUUAUCAGAAAAAGUUCCUCUCAACACAAACCUGUCAGUGUCUCAGUAUCAACCCUACCAUUGUACCCUGUGUCCUCGCGUGUGCACCAGAAAAAGUUGUUUGUUGCAGCACAUGACUUUCAAACAUCCAAUGAAUCAAUGUAAAACGUGUCUGAAGUUCUUGCCAUCCAUACGUUCCUUGAGGGCACACGUUAAGAACAGACAUCCAGAGGUACCCAGCCAAGAAACCAGUCAGUCCAUGAAGAAGAUGGAUCAGAAAUACCAGAUUCAAAGAAAGAAGUCCAGUCAAGCUCAAGAGAAGCGACCCUUGGAUGCUUCAUCAGAGGUUUACCAAUGUCCUCAAUGCCCGAAGAAGUUCACUUCUGGAUUUAGCUUGACGACACAUAUUAAGUUGGGAAAGCACAUUAGGUCCAAGAAUCAGAAGGAACAUGAGGACUCAAAUUCCCAAGAAGGGAGUCUCGAGACGCCCUUUUUUCUCUGUGAAAAGUGCCCUCGACUAUUUCCUAGGAAGUGUGAACUAACUGUGCACUUGAAAAUGUGCCAUCGGGUGGAGGGCCAAGAACAUACCUAUUUCCAGUGUCCCAAGUGCCCAAUUUCAUUUGCGUCUAUGUGGAAGUUACAAGAGCACAUGACACGUGAUCAUCCGAGCCUGACUGGUAUCACACUGGCCAAUGUGGAAAUGUCCACUGCUGGCAAAUGUCCUCGAUGUUCCAAGUCAUUCCUUAAGCAGGAGGACUACUCAAAACAUGUUAGUGAGUGUAAGCAACUGUGUCAGAGCAGGUCCGGUUCACCUGAGAAUUCUUCAGAUUCAAAAUUGUUCAGGUGCAGCGAGUGCACAAGGUCCUUCAGGAAGAAAAGCUCUCUUGAAAAGCACAUGGACUCUGAACAUUUGCAAAGUGAGAGUCCAGAUGCAACAGACCAAGAAGCCUCAGAGGCAGCGUCUGACGAAGCAGGUUCAGACUCUGAUGCUGGUUCGACACAUGGCAAUGCAGAAGACACAUCUGGGCAAUCAUCAUCAUCGGAUGAAGGACGCCACUCGAGAAUUGAAUGGAAAUGCUCCGAAUGUGGCAAAGAGUUUUCAAGCAGGCCCGACCUAAGGAGACACGAGGAUACCCAUGUCUUUAUGUGUUUUUGUUGCAACCGAUUCUUUACAAACCGCAAGAGCUUGGACGAACAUGACUGUCCGCAAAAGAAACGUGACUCUCCGCAGAAGAAACGUGACCCUGCAAAAAUAGAGUGUGGUGUAUCCCCACGAGGUGAUUCACAUCGCUCAAAACCAAAGAAGGUUUGUCACAAUUGUGGGCUUUGCGAUAAAUCCUUUUCGAGUAUCAAAGAACUUGAGGCACAUCAAGAGACGCAUACUCUUGAUGAUGAGGAUCAGGGCACUCUACCCACUAGCAAUACCAGUACAGAAAAACCAAAGGAGUCAGAGAGUGCUUCAGCGAUACCAGAAAUUUUCCUUACCUGUAGAGUCUGCUUUAAAGUGUUCACAUCAAUAGAAGCAGUUCAUAAUCAUGAGCGCUCACAUUUUUCAUGAAAAAAAAUCUUCAAAUAUCAAAGGUUGCAGGAAAACCGAUGUUAUUUAUAAUUUAAUUAUUUUUUUUUUUGCAUACUAUUUUCAUAUGUAUGGAUGCUUUCCCCCCAAUAUGCAUUUUUAAUUGAUUGAAUGCCCCUUUAAAACAGGAAAGUACAAAUGCAUUUUUGUUGCUUUUUAGACAUAAUACAUUUCAAUCUGCAUAAAUUGCAUAAUCUUCUUAAUCUGAGCCUCUUUUUUAGACCAAAAUUAUGUUACAUAAUAUCUAUAUUCACAACUUUGAACUCCAAUUUCACAUGACAUUGGUGGUCGAUAUGCUCCCAAUUUCAAAAGUUCCAACCCUGCACAAGAGUUUUUGUGAAAGGUAUUUCAUCAUAUUUUUUACUCUUCAUACUAUUCCCUAUUUGUUUGUCUGUAUGCCCCCCAUGCCUAUUUUGAUGAUUGAAUUUCCCUUCAAAACAGAAGUUCAAUUACAAUUUUAGUUUCUUCCCAGACAAAAUACAUUUCAAUCUGCAUUGGUCGAUCAUAAGUCGCAUAAUUAUCCUAAGUCAGAGCUUUCUUCAAGACAAAAAAUCGGGGGGGGGGAAGUCAAAUAUAUUGCUGUACACAUGCGUGACCCCAAAACUGAUUUAAAGGGCCGCAUGUGCACUCGUUAAGGGUAUAAAAAAAACACUGAUUUUCAAAAAAAAAAUGUGUAGUUUUGAAAGACUGGUCAAGUGGUCAAUCGCAUGGUCAAAUGCAUUUAGGGUAUAUUUUUUGUCCAAAGCUUAUUUUUUUAAGACUAGCCAAAUUUGUUUAUGGUAUGUUUUUUCCCCUGGGUCAUGUUCUGGUGACAACUUAUUUAGGGGCCAAAAUGUGUAAAUAAACCCACAAAAAAACUUGUUUAGGGGUUUAUUUUGCACACAGAUAAAAACGUGUUUUAAUAGUGAGUGUUUGGAAAUAAUUUGGCCACACGAGCAAAAAAUAUGUGUUCUCUCCUGCUUUGAAGUAAAAAAAAUUCAUUUAAGCCAAAGUCAAACAUUGGCAUCUUCACCCGGAGCACCAAACAUGUUUUGAAGGUUUAAAGGGGAAGUUCGCCCUGACAAAAAAAUGCUGCUUAAGUAUUGAAGAAAGGCCAUCAAGGAUUAAAAAAGUUUAGAAUUUUUAUUUUUUUGAAUUGCGACUUCACAUGCAAGCAGCUUUCCCACGUAUCAUGUGGUAACAAAUGUUGUGAAAUGUCAUUUUCUCAGAAAAUUGACAAUGGUUUUUAUUUGUAUAUUCAGUAUAUAGACAAAUAAUUUCACACUUGCUCUCAAAAGAAAUAAAAAUAUGAGUCAUCAUAAAACAUUCAUAUUUAGAAAUUUACACAUUUUAUUCAACAUAACAUAUGUGGCAUCACAAAUUCCAAAUAUCAAAUUCUAAUAACUUAAUCUUUUUAUGGAUAUGCCUCAAACCUUCACCAAUAUUUAUAU
Messenger RNA from Lytechinus variegatus (green sea urchin), 6985 nucleotides. RefSeq names its product zinc finger protein 91-like. The transcript is spliced from 3 exons. Lineage: Eukaryota; Metazoa; Echinodermata; Echinoidea; Temnopleuroida; Toxopneustidae. Gene Ontology annotation, cellular component: nucleus. Gene Ontology annotation, molecular function: RNA polymerase II transcription regulatory region sequence-specific DNA binding; DNA-binding transcription factor activity, RNA polymerase II-specific. Gene Ontology annotation, biological process: regulation of transcription by RNA polymerase II. Bases 345 to 5537 code for a protein of 1730 amino acids. The record is from RefSeq and is a predicted model, not a curated record.